UCUCCGUGCCGAACAGAACCCAACGGUCGACAGCAGCAGUAAUAAAAAACAAGUCACAAAAAACUACAAAAAAUUAUUGUGAAAACGGCUGUGAAAAUAAAAAACGAAUCGUUGCGCAAAUAUUUGUUGGGCAAUCAAAAGAAGCCUCGGCGCGUGUGGGUCUCGGCAGUGCUCCAACUAUCCAAAACUAUAUCUCGAGCUGAGUUCAGCUUACCCAAGAACUCAAAGACGAAGCAUGUCGGAAUUUCUGCGGGAACAUGGCGAGUAUGUUUGGGUCAAGCCGCAGAACACGAGCAGCGAAUUCGCGGUGCCCUUCGGAGCGCGGAUUGUGCGCACGGAGAAGACCCAGACGCUGGUCUGCGAUGAUGCGAAGAAGCAGUUCUGGGUGCCGGCGGGAGAUGUGCUCAAGGCCAUGCAUCUGACCUCGCACGAGGAUGUGGAGGACAUGAUCACGCUGGGCGAUCUGCAGGAGUACACGAUUCUGCGCAAUCUCCAAACGCGCUACGCCAAACAGUUUAUCUACACAUACACAGGCUCCAUGCUGGUGGCCAUCAAUCCGUACCAGAUACUGCCCAUCUAUACGCAUCGCGAGAUUCAAUUGUAUCGAAAUAAGAAGCUCAACGAGUUGCCGCCACACAUCUUCGCCGUGAGCGACAAUGCCUUCCAGCGCCUGCAGCGCCUGAAGGAGGACCAGUGCGUCGUGAUUAGCGGCGAGUCCGGAGCCGGCAAGACCGAGAGCACCAAGCUGAUCCUGCAGUACCUGGCUGCGAUCAGUGGCAAGCACUCCUGGAUCGAGCAGCAAAUUAUCGAGGCGAAUCCCAUAAUGGAAGCCUUCGGCAAUGCGAAGACCGUGCGCAACGACAACUCCUCCCGGUUCGGCAAAUACAUUGACAUUCGCUUCACGCCGGAGGGCGCCAUACAGGGUGCUCGCAUACAGCAGUACCUGCUGGAGAAGUCACGGAUUGUCUUCCAGAGUCGCGAGGAGCGCAACUAUCACAUCUUCUACUGCAUGCUGGCGGGGCUGAGUGCAGCGGAGCGGGAACGCCUGCAGCUGCAGGAGCAGAGUCCCAGCCAGUAUCAUUACCUGGCGCAGGGCGGCUGCUUCACGCUGGCGGGCAAGCAGGAUGCCAAGGACUUUGCCGACAUACGCGCCGCCAUGAAGGUGCUCUCCUUCAAGCAGGAGGAAGUCUGGUGCCUGCUCAGCCUAAUGGCUGCCAUACUGCAUCUGGGCAACUUGCGCUUCAAGGCGACCGAAGUGGCCAACCUGGAGGCAGCCGAGGUCGACGAUCCCGUCAACCUGCAGCGUGUGGCACAGCUUCUGGGCCUGCCGGCGACGCCUCUGUAUACGGCGCUGACACAACGCACCAUCUACGUGCACGGGGAGCACGUGGUGACCAGCCUGUCGAAGGAGGCCGCACUGGAGGGACGCGAUGCCUUUGUAAAGUCCCUCUAUGACGGCAUCUUUGUGCGGAUCGUGCGGCGCAUCAAUGAGACCAUCAACAAGCCGCCGACGGAGCCGGUAAACAGCAUCGGAGUAUUGGACAUCUUUGGAUUCGAGAACUUCGAUAACAACAGCUUUGAGCAGCUGUGCAUCAACUAUGCCAAUGAGAAUCUGCAGCAGUUCUUUGUCGGUCACAUUUUCAAGAUGGAGCAGGCGGAGUACCAGCUGGAGCAUAUCAAUUGGCAGCAUAUCGACUUUCAGGACAACCAGGAUAUACUCGAUCUCAUUGGCAUGAAGCCCAUCAACAUUAUGUCGCUCAUCGAUGAGGAGUCCAAGUUUCCCAAGGGCACGGAUCAGACUCUGCUGGAGAAGCUGCACGUCCAGCAUGGCAAUCGUUCCAUCUAUGUCAAGGGCAAGACCACGCAAACCUCGCUCUUCGGCAUUCGCCACUAUGCCGGCGUGGUCAUGUACAAUCCAUUGGGCUUUCUCGAAAAGAAUCGCGAUUCCUUUAGCGGCGAUCUGCGUUCCCUGGUGCAGCGUUCCAGCAACAGGUAUCUGGUGGACAUAUUUCCCCAGGAGCUGCCCAUGGACACGGCCAAGAAGCAGCCCACGCUCUGCGUCAAGUUUCGCAACUCCUUGGAUAUGCUGAUGCGAACCUUGUCGCAGGCACAUCCCUACUUCAUACGCUGCAUCAAGCCCAAUGAGUAUAAGGAACCUAAUAAUUUUGACAAGGAACUGUGUGUGCGUCAGUUGCGCUACUCGGGCAUGAUGGAGACGGCUCGCAUUCGUCGCGCUGGAUAUCCCAUACGCCACGCCUACCGCGCCUUUGUGGAACGCUAUCGACUGCUGGUGCCGCGCACGGGUCCGCUCGACCAAUGCGACUGCCGCUUGUUGGCGCGACAGAUAUGCGACGCGGCCUUGCCCGCCGACUCGGAUCGCCAGUUUGGACGCACGAAACUCUUCCUGCGGGAUGAGGACGAUGCGCUCCUGGAGGCAGAACGCUCGCGCAUAAUGCUUAAAUGGAUUGUGACCAUACAGAGAGGUAUACGGCGUGUGCUCUUCCGUCGCUACAUGCAGAAAUAUCGCCAGACCAUUGUCACAGUGCAGCGCUAUUGGCGAGGACGUGCCCAACGGCGCAGGUACCAGGUGAUGCGACUCGGCUUCCAUCGGCUGGGCGCCUGCAUAGCUGCCCAGCGACUGACCACCCACUUUACGAUGGUGCGCAGCCGUACGAUAAAGCUGCAGGCGCUCUGCCGCGGCAACCUGGCCAGAAAACGUUUCGCCAUGGAGCGGCAAGCCAAGCGGGCGACGCAGCUGCAACUAAACCGAGUAAAAGAGCAGGAACUGCUGCGCCUAAAGGAGCUGGAGCAGCAGCGUCUCAAGCAGCAGCAGGCUGAAGCGGAGCUCCGUUUAAAGGAAAAACAGGCGGCGGAGCAGCGUUUCAAGGAGGAGAUCGCGGCACGCAAUGCUCAAGCCAUGUUGGCUUUGAAUCAGCCCAAACGCACAAAGUCCCUGAAGCGAUCGGAGCAGCCGCAAAUCCGAGCGCAAGUGUUGCCGGCGCCCACGUUGCAGGCACGCAUGUCCCUGCCACCGCCCCCGCCGAUGUCCCCAAUCGCAAUUGUGUCGCUGGGCACUCGUCCCUCCAGCAACAGCAACAACAGCGUAGCCAGGACGAAUGGCAAUGCUGUGGACAGCCCUGGCUACAUGGACGUCGAGUCGUCCAAGCAAAUUGUGGACGAUGUGUUCGGCUUUCUCAACGACGAGCCCGAUAUAACCCUCAAGAAGAGCAACAGCAUCAGCUCCGCUGGCACAAUACGCCUGCCCAAGCCGACUCCCACCAAUUUGGACACAUCGGACUUUAGCUUCUUGAAGUUUGCCUCGACUUAUUUCUGCAACGGCAUCACAUAUCAGCACGAGAGGAAGCCUCUGAAGCAGCCUCUUUUGAAACAUGAUCUACCCAUGGAUCAAACGGCUGCCAAGGCCAUUUGGCUGAUGAUUCUGCGCUUUAUGGGCGAUCUGCCGGAGGCAGCGCCCAGCCCGACCCAUCAUUCCCUGCGUAACCCACAACUUAUGCAGGAUAUGGCGCGCAUUCUCGGCUCCAAGCCGCGUCGCUUUGUCAGGCAAACCGUCAAGCGUCAAACAAGUAUGAUUGGCAAUGGUCAUCAGGAUGCCGAGGAGUUCUAUCAGCUCUGGAUAAACGUCGGCAGCAGCCAUCUGGACAAGAUUCACAUCAUAAUUGGACAUGGUAUCUUAAGAGAAGGCUUAAGAGACGAGAUCCUCGCUCAGAUCUGCAAGCAGCUGUACCUGAAUCCCAGUCGCAGCUCGCUCUCCCGCGGCUGGUUGCUGCUCUCGCUCUGCUUGAGCUGCUUUCCACCCACAGCCAAUUUCGAGCCCUAUCUGCGCAGCUACAUGAAGGCGGGCACCGCCAAGCUGCAGGCGGCGCCUUGUCUACAGCAUCUGGAGCGCACCUUGGUCAACGGGGCGCGUUCCCAACCUCCCUCGCUCUUGGAGCUGCAGGCGAUUCGCAGUCGCCAGCCUUUGAAGUUGGCGAUUUAUUUGAUGGACGGCGAAGCUCGCAAAUUGCAGGUGGAUGCAGCCAGCACGGCCAGGGAGGUAGUGCAGCAGCUGUGCGAUGGGCUCGGUCUAAGCGACAGCUUUGGCUUCGGCUUGGUUUUGUCGUUGCACGAGAAGCUCAUGCCCCUGGGAGCCGGACGCGAACACGUGCUGGACGCUAUUGCCAGCUGCGAGCAACGCCAAGCGGAUGCACCUUGGAAGCUGUACUUGCGCAAGGAACUGUUCGGGGCCUGGUAUGAUCCUGCGCUGGAUCCCCAGGCAACGCAUCUCAUCUACAAGCAGAUUCUGAGCGGCUUAAAGUGUGGCGAAUAUCGCUGUCGCUCAGAGAAGGAUAUCGCGAUGGUCUGUGCCCUGGCCUCCUACAUUGAGCAUGGGGCACAACCCGUGGCAAGGCUCUCUGACAGCCAGCUGACGGCCUUUGUGCCGCAGGAUCUGCUUGCGCCGGGCGAACGGGCCGUACAGAACUGGAGUCGAUUGAUUGCAGCAACGUACGAGAGCAGCGCCUAUGUGAAGAAGGGCCAGGACGAGAAGUCGCAGCAGCGUGCCAAGGAAGACAUUUGCCUGUUUGCCCAUCUGUCCUGGCCCCUGCGCCAUUCUCGUCUCUACGAAGUGCUCCGCGUGUCCGGCCCCAAAUUGCAGAGCGAUGAUCUCAUGCUGGCUGUUAAUGCCACAGGACUCUCGCUCAUUGACGAAACGGAGCAGGUGCUCGCAUCCUGCAGCUAUGCGGAGCUGCUCAAGGUGCACUAUCGAGCCAGCGACCAGAUACACGUCCUUACCGCCCAACAGGAGAACUUUGUGCUGCAGUCCAGCGAGGCUCUCGAUGCAGUUGAGCUGAUUGACUUCAUGCUGGUCAGCCUGCAGCAACGCUCCAGCUACGGCGUAGCCAUAGACAACACCCAGGCACAGUCUGAACAGGAUGACCUGCUGGCGCUAACAGCCGGGGAUCUGGUGCAGUUCGAAGCGGGUGUCACGGGUGCCCAGUUGAUGGCAAAGGAUCCCAGAUGCAGCUGGCGUGGCUGUGCCAAUGGACAGUGGGGUCAAUUUGUCGCCGCCAAUGUGCGCAUCCUGGCCACGCUCUCGAAGCCCAGCGCACAGUUACAGCAGAUAUUCAAAGAGCGAACGAGUCGGAACCUUGCAGAACAACCUGAGGCAAAGGGCUCGACGGCAGCUCCGCGUCGUCGAAAUCAUAGUUUGGCCCAGUUUGCUGAGAUGCAGUUCCGAGAGCGCUUGGAAUCGGAGCAGUCCCCUUUGUGGAGGUAUUCAGCCGAGCCACUGAAGGCACCGCUCCUUAGGUCUCUGCACUCCAAGCCGCAGCUCUACCAACAGGCACAAGUCAUUCAUCAUCACAUACUGAAGUACAUGGGCGAUAUAGCACGCGGUAAUCUACCUGUGAAUACGGAUUUAAUCUUCCAGCCGGCUCUGCAAGAGCCGUUGCUCUGUGAUGAGGUCUUCUGUCAGCUCUUGAAGCAGCUAAGCGACAAUCCGCUGGAGGUGAGCGAGGAUCGUGGCUGGGACUUGCUCUAUCUGGCCACAGGCAUCAUGGCGCCCAGUGUGCUGAUAAUGCGUGAACUAAUUCUGUUCCUGAGCCUGCGGCACGAUGCACUGGCAGAUGCAUGCCUGAGGCGUUUGAAACGUUCCGUGCAGUACGGGCCGAGAAAGCAUGCCCCGCACCUGAUUGAGGUGGAGGGGAUCCAGCAACGUUGCAUGCACAUCUAUCAUAAGAUCUACUUCCCGGACGAUACUGUGGAGGCCUUUGAGAUAGAGUCGCAUACGCGGGGAGCGGAUCUCAUCAGGGAGAUAGCAAAUCGUUUGGAGCUUAAGUCGCAGUUGGGUUUCAGUAUUUUUCUGAAAAUGGGCGAGAAGAUUUACGCCAUUCCCGAGGCAGAGUUUGUGUUCGAUUUCAUCACGGAACUUUUGCACUUUCCCCGCCAGCAGAAGACAAUCCGCGCCAGCUGCGAUGGCCACUACCAGCUGCACUUUAUGCGCAAGCUUUGGCUCAACUGUCAGCCGGGCACGGAUUUCAAUGCGGAUAUGAUCUUCAGCUAUCCACAAGAAUUGCAUAAGUACCUUAAGGGCUACUAUGCCGUUGACCUCGAGCUGGCCUUGCAGCUGGUCAAACUAAUUUACAGGGCGGAUCGGGAUAAUGAGGAAGGUUUGCCGCUGCAUGAGCUGCUGCCACGUCUGGUGCCUGAGGACUUGCUACCGUUGCAGACGCUGGCCGAGUGGCAUCAACAGCUCUCGCCAAUUAUGCAGCAAGAGGACGGCGUUGACGAGGAACAAGCGAAGCUGAUGUUUCUACAGGAGCUUGCCAAGCAGCUGUGCUUUGGCUCCACGUUCUUCGUUGUCAAGCAGCUGAACGACAAGUCCCUGCCCGAGAAUCUUUUGAUAGCGAUUAACAGCACAGGCUUCCAUCUACUCGAUGUGCAUACGAAAAAUCUUCUGAGAAGCUACAGCUACACGGAACUGGGCAUGUGGAGCUCCGGCAAGAACCACUUUCACAUACGAUUUGGCAACAUGAUUGGCGCCUCGAAGCUGCUCUGCAGCACUAGCCAAGGCUACAAGAUGGAUGAUCUGUUGGCGUCCUACAUGAGCUACUUUAAUGAUGACCAAUAACCGAUAGAAAUAAAUUU
Messenger RNA from Drosophila montana, 6645 nucleotides. It is a transcript of the gene Myo28B1, whose product is annotated as Myosin 28B1. Bases 236 to 6628 code for a protein of 2130 amino acids. The record is from RefSeq and is a predicted model, not a curated record. Gene Ontology annotation, molecular function: protein binding; ATP binding; cytoskeletal motor activity. Lineage: Eukaryota; Metazoa; Arthropoda; Insecta; Diptera; Drosophilidae. Gene Ontology annotation, cellular component: myosin complex; cytoskeleton. The transcript is spliced from 10 exons.